Molecule: messenger RNA, 459 nt
Organism: Entamoeba nuttalli P19
Lineage: Eukaryota; Evosea; Mastigamoebida; Endamoebidae
Product: Ras family GTPase
Exons: 2
Coding region: 1-459 (152 amino acids)
Biological process (GO): signal transduction
Cellular component (GO): plasma membrane
Molecular function (GO): GTPase activity; GTP binding; GDP binding
Source: RefSeq, a predicted model, not a curated record
AUGAUCCAACUAUUGAACAAACCUUUAACAAGACAAUUGAAUUUGACGAUAAACAAAUUUAUUUAUCUGUUUAUGAUACGGCUGGUUCAAACACUACAUGAACUUUAUAUUAAAGAAGGGGAUGGGUUUGUUUUAGUUUAUGCUGUGGAUGACAAUGAUUCUUUUAAUGGUAUUAAGGGUAUUUAUAAUGAUAUUGUCAAUAUUACUACUUCUAUGAAUGGUGGUGAUGUGCCAUUAACGUUACCACCAAUACUUGUUGCUGGUAAUAAGUGCGACCUUGAUGACAAAGUUGUAAAAAAUGAAGAGGUUCAAGAAUUUUGUAAUACUCAUGGUUGUGAUUUUCUAGAAACGUCAGCUAAACGUAAUGAAAAUAUUAACGAAAUCUUUUCAUUAUUAGCAAGACGGUUAGUUGAACAACAAGGAAAUCUACAAAAGAAAAAUAAUUGUGUAAUCUUAUGA